AUGGAUACCCGAGACGGAGGAAACAGCAACGAGUCUUUCGCGGGCCAACCACGCAGCCUUGACGACUUCACACUCCUGAAACGCAUCGGACGAGGCAACACAGCAGAUGCGCUUUUGGCCGAGACCGUCCUCGACGGGCAGCAUUGCGUGGUGCGGGCUGUUCGCAAGAAAUCCAUCUUUGGCGAGGACGAGGCGGCGCGCGUAUUCGCUCAGAAGGAGAUCCUGUCUCGACCCCAGGUUCUUGAGCACCCUUUCAUCAUUACUCUCCAAUCCACAUUCCAGAACAAGUCACACUUGUUCUUCGUCACAGAAUUCGUGGCAGGAGGUGACCUGAUGUUCCACCUGAGGGAAGGGCGCUUUGAGUUGUCUCGGACCAGUUUCUACGCGGCCGAAGUAUGCCUCGCUCUACAGUUCCUGCACUCUCGAAGCAUUCUCCAUCGAGGAGUCAGCCUCGACAACAUCCUGCUGGCGAGCAACGGCCACAUCAAACUCGUCGGCUUCAGCAACUCGAAGCUGCUGACGCGCCCGCGGACGCGCAGCUUCGCGGGCAGUGCGACCUUCGUCGCUCCCGAGGUACUGCUGGGACACGACUAUGGCUUCUCCGUCGACUGGUGGGCAUUCGGCGUGGUCUUGUACCAGAUGCUCCUGCAUAGGGAACCGUUCUCCGGCGACUCCGAGGACGAGGUCUUGACCGCCAUUUUGGACCGUGUCGCGGACUUUCCUUCGGAUCUACCCUCGCACGCAGAGACUCUGUUGAAGGGCUUGUUUGAGCGCGAUCCUGAUCAACGCUUCUGGGCUUAG
This is a messenger RNA of Exophiala spinifera, 801 nucleotides long. RefSeq lists its product as uncharacterized. The transcript has 3 exons. Gene Ontology annotation, biological process: intracellular signal transduction; peptidyl-serine phosphorylation. The record is from RefSeq and is a predicted model, not a curated record. The coding region runs from base 1 to 801 and encodes 266 amino acids. Lineage: Eukaryota; Fungi; Ascomycota; Eurotiomycetes; Chaetothyriales; Herpotrichiellaceae. Gene Ontology annotation, molecular function: ATP binding; protein serine/threonine kinase activity.